UCUACAUUCAGUAUUAAGUUACACUGCUGACAAGAUGCAAAACUCAGUUCUAUUCCUCGUCUUAUUGGUCUGCCUGGCGCCUUUUGGCGCAAUCUCUGCGGAGAAUUUGACGAUCUACCUGGAGGACUAUAUAAUUCAGAACCAGAGACAAAAUGAUGCUAGACUGGCUCAGAUUGAGAAUGAAUUGGACACAGCUCGAUCCACCUUCUCCAGCGGACUGCGCGCAAUCAGCAUCCAGGCCGAUCAGUUGGAGCUCAGGCUGGAGGAGGUGAAAGCGCGUCUAGAUCCGAUCGAGUUAAUCGACUCGUGGCACAAGCAAUGCGUCCAGAACUACAGCGGAACCAUUCCCACAAUAUCCAGUGUGCGUAGCACCCUCAGCAGUUGCUCGUCCUCUGCUCAAGGCAACCUGAAUAGCAUUUUGUCCAGUUCACAAAACAGCUUCAAUUCCCUGAAGAACUACUAUAAUAACAAUGCCAAGAAGCUCCUGACCGACUGUGUAAAAGCAAAUCCCGAUUCACUGACGAACUAUACAAUCUGCGUUAAAAAUGCGAUAUCUACAGUCAACACGUAUACCAUAAGCAAUCAGAAGAACUUCAACACGUAUCUGCAGCAGGCAAAGUGCGCAGCGGAUAUACGCAUCAACCAGGCCUGGGAAUGUGCCUUUACCUCGAUCUAUGGCACAGUUUCUGCAAUGAGCACGGCUGUGCGUCUCAUCGAUGACUGCAUUUAUAAUCAAUUGGCCUGUGCCUCAGCGACCUGCACAACCGGCUGCAGCAAUCACAUGGUCAUCAGCUUGACGGAAAACGACUUCAAUAACGAGACCAUCAAGAAUCCCUUCAUCGGCUUGAAUAGUAAACUCGGUUGCAUCGAGAUGAAGUUCAAGAAUUAAGCAAUAUG
Drosophila navojoa is the source of this 897-nucleotide messenger RNA. RefSeq lists its product as uncharacterized. The record is from RefSeq and is a predicted model, not a curated record. Lineage: Eukaryota; Metazoa; Arthropoda; Insecta; Diptera; Drosophilidae.